AUGACUGACUUGCUCGGCGUUUAUGCGAUGAUUGUAUUUGUAAUAUGGACCGGACGAACACGCUUAAUGGGCUACGUUGCCUCUGUGGCCACCGAAUUGAAGUUACAUGAAGCCGCGAUUCUAAUCGGAGAUCAGGAUACGGAGCAUACCCCAGAAUUGAUUGCAAAGGCAAGAGCCUGGUUUACCUUAUGCUGUUUGGACUUACAAACGAACCUCAGUAGGCCCUUUGUCAUAAACAACAUGAGACAAUAUCUGGGUUAUGCGAAGUAUCUCGUCAUGUCUCCCUAUCGCCAUCCCGUCGAUAAUCGCAUCUGUGAUUGUAUUCAGGGAUUCACAAUAGCAGGGGAUCUGAAAGGAAAGCUACAGAACUCUCAGAUGAGGUGCAAGCCAUUGCCACAAGCGGUUAUUGAUCUUCUUAAUUCCUCGGAUGAAGCUGUCGACAAAUGGCUGCAUGAGGUGACGAAUAAAGUCCAUCCUCUCUACCAAACUUUCUCAGAGAAGCAAGAUAGGAAUCGACUACUGGUACCAUUUGGCUUCAUGAAGCUCUACAUCAACGGUCUCGUGUUACAGGGUAUGGGGUCGCCAGAUGACUUGACCUCGGAUCCGGUUCGAAUCGAAUUCAUUCGGCGGGCUUUGGAUAGUGCAAGCUUGAUUGUCGAAACACAGCAUGAUUCCACAUCUUUCCGACGAGCAUUCAAGUACAGCAUAGACUAUGCCGGGGUGCCAUUAUACUACGCAAUCUCUUUCAUUUUGAAAGCUCUCCCCCUCGCUUACAGUUUCGUCGAUCCUCGGCGUCUUCUCACUAGGGUUGAGCAAGCAGCUGAGAUGUUUGAUGAAGGAGGAGCUCAAGAUACCGCCAAUGAGCUUCGACGAGAUAGAGAUAGAAUAGCAGCGUUGACCCAAACAGUCCUGACUCCUCGGACUAUCCAAAAUCCUAGUGGGGACAUACCACUCGGUGAGCUCUUUGAUAUUCCUAGUUUCAUCGAAGAUAUGCAGACGUGGGACGAAAACUUCCCAGCAUUGGGCAUAUUUCCUUCGGAGUAA
Molecule: messenger RNA, 1044 nt
Organism: Penicillium cosmopolitanum
Lineage: Eukaryota; Fungi; Ascomycota; Eurotiomycetes; Eurotiales; Aspergillaceae
Product: fungal specific transcription factor domain-containing protein
Exons: 6
Coding region: 1-1044 (347 amino acids)
Source: RefSeq, a predicted model, not a curated record